This is a messenger RNA of Venturia canescens, 7037 nucleotides long. RefSeq names its product zwei Ig domain protein zig-8-like (gene dpr1). The coding region runs from base 1875 to 2714 and encodes 279 amino acids. Gene Ontology annotation, cellular component: neuron projection membrane. Gene Ontology annotation, biological process: synapse organization. The record is from RefSeq and is a predicted model, not a curated record. The transcript has 6 exons. Lineage: Eukaryota; Metazoa; Arthropoda; Insecta; Hymenoptera; Ichneumonidae.
UUCCGUCUCAUAUACGGGUGCCGCGUGUGUUUCGCGUGUGCGGGUUCUCACCCAUUUUCGCCCUCGGUGUGUAUUAUUAUUCGAAAGAUAAAUAAAACUUUUCUAUUUUCCAACGACACGGCCUCCCUCAAUCAUAUUUAAUCCACAUCGCGCGGUCGCAUUCACAGUGCUACCAUUUUUAUCAAUUGUUGAUUUUAUCAAUAUAUUUGAAAAGGUCUACAUUAUUUUGCAAUUGAUAAACGAUUUUUCACCACGCUGUUUUUUAGUUGUAACAUUUUUUCAUACUCUCUGUAAAUGAUCUGAAAAAUUUAAUAAACAUUUGCUACUUAACAAAUACGCGAUGACACUACUUUUUGGGAUAUCCACGAAAUGUUCAUAAAAUUGAUCUUUGAUUUUCUUACGAUAUUGACUUAUCUAUUCUCAACCUUUGAUGUUGCAUUAUCCACUAUUAUCACCGUACGGGGAUACUGCGAUCGUUGAAACUUUCAAGUGUGUCGCCGGAAACUAAAAAAAGGAUCUAACGAUGCAGAAUAAGAACGUUUGCUUUUUCGUGCCAAGUGUAAAAAUCAUCGCGGAACUAUCGGAUACCGCAACAUUCUCGUUCAAGGGGGUUCGUCGUUUAUUGGCAAACAAAAAAAGCGCUAAGAAAUGCAAAAAUUUACGACGGUUGGAUGGACACUCGUGCCCAGAGGGUCGGAAUUGAUUUUCAAUUUUGAGAAUCUGCCAGUUCCACUCGUGUUUGCUACUUCGGAAAAUUGAGGGAAAUAAAAAGGAGUAUUGGAGCUCGAUGAUGUAUACAGACCUGCACCAAAAAAAAUUACCUGUUCCUUGUAUUCGUGAUUUUCCUGUUAUGAAGACGGUGAAAGAAACGAACUGUCAACGCUCGAAAUCUUUAUGGGAUAGUUGGGGAACGAGCCUGUAAAAAAUGAUUGCAAAAAUGUCUUCUUAAUACAGUAUGAUAUACAAGAUCAGCAAAACCGAAAUCCGCUCGAGCAAAUUUCUUUCAAUUCCAUUGCGACGAUCAGAAUGGGAAUGAACAUCGAAUAGGACGAUCGAAAGAGAAUGGAAAUAAGCCUCUCCCCGAAGAGUGAAAUAAUAAUCCAAAAACGCUGAUGAAAAAAGUAUAUUAUCACAUGAUAAUAGAAAAAAAAACUGGAAAAUUUGAAUUGCUCGGCGUGCGAUGAAAUUGUCUCGGGAGCCCGCAGUAAUCGUGCUAUAUUUACAAAAAAACAGCACGAAGUAGAUGAAGAAAAGUCUGCGACGGGGGUGUCUGUGGCAAUAAGCAAGAAUAUAUUUCUUAUUUACGUUCCACCGAUGAGGGUUGUUAGUGCGUAGAGAAUACAAAUAAAUACCAAGUCUAAGUGAACAUCGUCGUUCUGAGUUGGGGAUAAAGGGGAGGGUGGGCAAUGGGUGAUCGUUCGUAGCGAAAGUGACUUUUGAUAAUCUCGCGCUUCGUCGAUUCCCCUUUCGAUCUGAUUCGAAGCAACGUAACCCUUAAGACUGCCCCUUAUUUCUCCAGGGUUCCACGCCUUGAAGGAUCUCUCACGAUGAGACAUUCCAUCAGCUACUAACCGAAGUAAUCGAAAACAUGCGUUAGAACAAACUCAAUUUUAACUUUUAAUCGGCCCCAAUUUUUUUUUUGGAAAGAGCCUGAAAACAGAGAUUGGAAAGAAGAACGUCAAAGUCAUUUCCUAAUGUAUAUGUGAAUUUUUAAUACUGACAAUGUGUUAGAGUGCAAGUGAAAAGUGCUUUUGUGGACAUACGUUAAUACUGAAUCUGUCCUCGACCUUCCGAGAACAAGGUCGAAUACCAGAUAGUAACAAAAAUAAAGGAUUAAGCGGAACGCUGUUCGUAAAGUGUUUUGUUGUGAAAAAAUGCUGUUUCACUUGUUAUCAGGCUUACUAUUGGUGAUAGAAACGUGCGGAGUUCAAGGUUUGUUCGUCCGCGAUCAUAAAUUAGUGGGCGGCCAGAACACGACUGGAUGGCCAUAUUUCGAGGAAAACGUGCCACGAAAUGUAACGACGGCUGUGGGCCAAACGGCAUUUUUGCACUGCCGAGUUCAUCAACGUGGUGACAAAGAGGUAUCCUGGAUGCGGAAACGUGACAUGCACAUACUCAGCGCAGGCAUAUCGACGUACACGUCCGACCUGAGAUUUCAAGUGAUACAUCCGGACAAGUCGGAAAACUGGACGCUGCAGAUAAAGUCACCGCAGAAAAGGGACUCGGGCACUUACGAGUGCCAAGUCAGCACCGAGCCCAAAAUGUUUCUCAACUACACCCUCAAUGUUGUCGACGCAAAAGCACGAAUAAUAGGGCUGUCUGACAUUUACAUUAAAACGGGUAGCAGCCUGACACUGACGUGCCUCAUGUCCCAGGGUCCGCACGAUCUAGGUACAGUUGGCUGGUAUCGCGAAAAUCAGGCUCUCGACACAUCACCGAGAUCGGAAAACGACAUUGACAGCGAGCCCCGUAUCAAAGUCGAAACGGAAUGGAGCGAGGCUCUUACGUCAAAAUUAAAAAUCAAGUACGCGAAGCUCAGCGACUCGGGAAACUACAGCUGCCGACCGACCGUCGCGGAAGGGGCAACAGUAAAGGUGCACGUUAUUAAUGAAGAACAUCCAGCAGCGAUGCAGCACGGUAACACAGCAGCGGGUUCCCCAACAUGCAAAACGAUUCUCAUAACAAUCGCAUUUCUUCUUGGACAGUUGAGAUAAUUUCCGUUUCAAAGGAGAAAAUGUAAAGGAGCGAAGAAGCAAACGCGCGUUCUCGAAAGCCCAAGAGAAGGACAGAGAGAGAGAGAGAGAGAGAGAGAGAGAGAGAGAGAGAGAAUAGGGGCAUGAGGAGGGAAGUGGAAGAGGGAGAGAGAGAAAGCGGUAACCGUGUAGGACACAAAAAAUAAAUAGAUAUUAAUAAUAAUUCUCCAAUAAAUGUACUACAUUGCCCGAGAAGGUGUGUUUAUUCUUUAAUAAGCAAUGAGCCAAGUGAGAUAACGGUGUAAACCUCGUAUGUAUUACGAGGCAUAAAUUCUGGAUGAAACGAAUGUAUGUGAUUUAUCUGUGAAAAAGAGGGCAAAACAAAGAAAGUCAACGAUUCCUCUUUCCGUCUCUCUUUUUCUCUCCAUAAUGAGAAAAAUAAAAAGACUCAAUAGAACAACCGUUUGCACAACCCCUUCUCCGUAACCACCCGCCGAGUGUUUUAGGGUGAGCCCAUUAAAAAUUUCUACAGGGUCGAAAUUAUUGAGUUUCGUCGACAAGACCGUGAGGCGAAAUAAUUAAAAUGUAGCUCCGUAAAUGUAUGGUGAGCUAUGUACGUCCUCGAUGUCGAGAAAACUCGCAAAAAUGGUUUCUCUUAUACAUGUGUAAAUACGUGUGUAUGGCCAUAGCACCAAAAUUCUCGAUAAUGGAUAUAUGAUGAAACAUUUUUAAAAAUGUAACUGCACGUAUCUGCGUUAAUGAAGCGCAUUAAAAAAUGUAUAGAGAAAUAACAAGAGCAAGAGAAAAUUAUUACGUAGACUGGAAGAAAUAAAAAGAGUUCUUCAUUAUUAAAACACUUUUUUCUUUAACGCGAAAGAACGUUGACGGCAGAUCGUUAACAAAUUUUCAUUAACUUUUGUAUAGUUGUCAAUAUUUUUCUACCCACGUAACAUUUUCAUUCAUCGAUCGACAUUUAUAAAUACAAAUGUAUCGAUACCUCUUUCUCAACCUCGAUCGCAAGUGAUCGUCUAUCUAUUAUUUUGUACAUUUCACUCAUUUACUCCCAUCGUCUUUUGGCUCAUGAACGACUGCAAAAUGACUAUAAGAGAUUCGCUAAAUAAAAAUUAUUCAUCUUUUUUUUCAGGGCAUUUGAAUUUUUGUAAACGUUUUUCUAGAUUUUGUCUCCUUCCUGGGAAUUCGUUAACGUGAAAAAUUCAAAUUCUGGCUUGUUGAUAAAAUUCAAUGGGUAAUAUUGAAUAGGGGCUGCCGAAGGGUAUAACGGAGAGAAAAAUAAGGUUUGAUAAGACUCAGGGCCUGGGGAGGUUGGAGACGAAGGAAUUUGAUAUGAAAAGGCCAACGUGACUCUCGUCGCGUGAACACAAGAUCGUCUUCGAUGAUAAUGUCAAACGAUGGUAUAUACAUAUAUAUGAUAAUGUCUGAUUAUUAUCAUUUGCUGCCGCUGAUAUUGCCGACAUAGCGUCAGGUGUGAAAGAACAUAGUAUAAAAGGAAUAACAGAGAGAAAACGAGAAAUUCUUCGCAAAAUCGUUGCCUUCCGGUCAUGAAACGCAGCAAUGCACCAACGGGAAAAAUGAGAAAAAUGAAUCCAUUCGCACGAUUGUAGAUACGUACUUGGGUGCCUGCACAACGAUCAAAUCAUCAAGCGCUAGAAGAUCGACACUCUCAUAUCUCUUUAUGCGUGUGCACUCAUACGUAUACGAGCGUUUGCACAAAAUGUUCAGUAAAUUUUCGACUGUUCCUCCCGACAAUCUCACGCAGGAUUCUGACCAGCAACUCGUUGCGUUGUUCCUUAAAUGUCUAAACAAAUUCCUCCUUUUUCAUCUCCGCGAAUAUUCAGACGCGAUAUGCGAACAAUUCGAGCUAUAUCAAAUUUUUAAAUUCACAUUUUUCACCAAUGUGUUCGAGUACAGACUCGAACAGAAGCUAGUUUAAAUUUGGCACUAAAUAAUCUCGUUUUAUUUUUUGUAUUGCUUCAUCGAAUAUAUCUGACGUCAUUGAAAAAAUGGGAGGGUUCGAAAUAAGCACACGUUGCCCCGAGUAACUAUUACCGACGACUUCACUCUUUCCAGGCUCGAUACUGUUGUUCAUCUUGGGUUGAAACUUAAUAAAAUAUGUUAAAUUUCGCUACUUGUUUUUUUCUCUUCGUCACCGAGAUAAAUUUUGCGAACAAUGGGGAGCAAUCUGUUUCAAUAAUCGUCAAUUAGCAUCAUGUCAAGUCUUUUACAUUCGAAAUGAACAGCUGAAGAGGCUUGACGAGUCACAAUCUCAAGACAGAACCCUCGAAUAGAACAUAGUAUACCACACGUGAACAAUGACAAUGUAAAUCCGACCACCAAUAUGAACGCUCGAUCGAAAAUCGUUCUGUUUUAUAUCGACCACCCCAAAUACCUGUUUGGGCAAACAACUUCUACGUAUAACUGUAAUAAUCGCUAUAUGAAAUAAUACCAUGCACGUAUUAACGUAUGUGCAUUUACCACCGAAUAUGAUUGUCCCAUCGAUUUUGAAUGUACUAUUUGUGUUUCUUUAUCUUUCCAAUUUUACAAUCAAUUUAAUUUUUUCCAUCGGCGAAAUGAAAUGCGUCGUGCCACCACUUCGAUCGUUCAGUAUCGGCGUCAGGCUUGUAAUGAAUAAUAACUAGAUGCGCCUGUAUGGAUGCGGGUAUGUUUCGAGAGCGCGCGCGCGAGCACACGUUGUGACCAAAUGUUCGCUUGAGAGUUGGAGUCGAGUCGACGGAGUAGUAGCGUUCAAACUAACUAAGCAGAUACUGUAUUUAUUUUGAAGACGAAAAAGGAAAAUAGUUUUCCCGAGUUAUUUCCCAUUUGCAACAUUCCUCUCGUCUGAUUUCUACUGGAACCACUGCUUCGGAAUUCAACUUUAUACUUCCGAACAUCCCCGUUGAAUCGGAAUACAAUGUAGUAGCUUUCCGAAAUUAUCACCCCUUCUCCACCGCUCCAAAAAAAAAAAAAUGAUAAAGGCAACUUUUGCGACUCGCAUUUCGCACCAAUUGAUUCUUAUUCGGCGUAGACCGCGGACCACAAACGUGUGACGCGUUCAAUGAGUUGUGAACCCUGUGAAAAUUUAUUGAAUACAUUCAGAAUUACGUGUACGCGUAAAAAUACGCGUUGUGCGUGUACGUAUGCGUGUACGUCUAGAUGGUAAUGAAAAAUAUUGCUCAAGCAAUGAAAUCGCUCAAUAAUACUACCAUAUAUUUCAUUUUCCAUUAAGUACUUGAUCUUUUUUCAUCAUCGAUGAAUUAUGAAAUUUUAGAGCAAUACGAUUUGUACUCGUUUUCAAUAAUAUCCCAUGCUGUUUCUGCGGAAGCAACGGGAUCAAGAGACACCGAAGCGGUUCGACUGCAAUUACAUUAAUACCCAUACAAAAACCAAACGAAUAAUUCGAUCGAAAUUUUUGUUACAACGAUUCAGAGUGGAUCCAAUUUGAUCAAGUGGAUUUUCGUUAUAAAGAAUGUUCGAUCACACGCUCCGUUCGAUUUGGAAAACGGAAAGCCUCGCGUUCCAUUAUUUUCACAGAAAAAUGAAUUUAUUGUUGGUGCACGAAAUAUCCGAGGUAUGCAAUUUACAUUGCGUUCCAACGCUCGCAACAUCCAUAUUCCUCCCGACUAAAAUAAGCCUCCGAACCUUAUCAACAGCCUCGAUGUGGGUUUAUAAAAAAAGAGAAAAGUCACAGCCCCGCUGUUAUAUUAUGUAAAUUGAGUGUUAAGCCAUAAAAGCCCGAGCAGAAGAAAGUACUGCGAAUGUUAUUGAACGGAACUGAGAGUGAAAAGUUUUGUUGAAGUAUUCUUGAAGAGGCGUUUGCGAGUGAGAAGAAAAACAAUUCAAUCGGCGUAGCCAGGCAUUAGUGUUGUGUACAAAAAGAAAACAAACAAAAAACGAAUAUGUUGUACUUGCGAAAUUUUCAAGAGAAAACAAAAAAGAAAUGUAAUUCCUACACAGUUGAAUGUUAAUACUGGAGUAAUUGUAGAUUACGAAAUACCGUUUUAAUAAGUGUCUCGCCCCUUUUUUCACCUUCUUUCAAACGCUCGUUUUGUUACUUAGUUAGCCAUCGUGUCCUCUCCUCCGAUCCAUUGACUUGUGAAAGCGAGCAUUCCCUCGUCGGGAUAAUAUACUUUACCGACAUGCUUCCGUCAUUCGCUCCCCCCCCCCCCCCCUUCGCCCCUCUUUCUCUGUCUAUGACCCCGUUAAGAUUUCAUUGUUUCGGUGCAUGCGUAUUUUCCGCGCAUUCUUGUAUAUAAUAUAUUUUAAUCUUGUAAAUAAAUUAUAUCCAUAAAUAAUUUAAGAAAAUACAUGAAAACUCGUCCUUAUGAA